Messenger RNA from Penicillium waksmanii, 486 nucleotides. RefSeq lists its product as uncharacterized. The transcript has 2 exons. Bases 1 to 486 code for a protein of 161 amino acids. NCBI's taxonomy places the organism in Eukaryota, Fungi, Ascomycota, Eurotiomycetes, Eurotiales, Aspergillaceae. The record is from RefSeq and is a predicted model, not a curated record.
AUGGCAUACUGGGUCUUUCUAUCAGUUUCCCUUCUGCAUAGCAAGGUCAAUGUCGUCCAUGACAAGCUUCUUUGGACUGGCUGGCUAGUUGGACUGUCGAUUGACCAGAUUGCCAAGGACUUUUCCUCAGUCUCUCCAGAUCAAACAUGGGCGAAGUGGAUUUCCGCAGCUUUCAGUAUGGCAGGCAGGAUUGCGACCGCUGAGCAAGUCUCUUCGUGGAAUGGUCGGAUUCGCUGCUGCUGGACUGACAGACAAUACGCUGAAGAAUAUCGUUGGACUGCAGGGAACUAUGUCUCCAGUAUCCUGCAAAAUGCGACUGGAAACGGCGACUCUACGACGCUUCCAAUCUAUACGUAUACUACUUAUGAGCAUGGCACUUCCUGCUUUUUCGCAGACAGCACAAUCUUGGUUGAUGAGAACAAGGACAAUUCAUCCUUCAUCGCGGCCUACGACAACUUUGCAGACAAUAUCGUAUGUUUUGAUUAA